GUCACGUGUCACUCGGAACUCUUCUCUGCAGGGGGUGGAGGACGAAGACCGCAGUGGAUCUAAAAGGAAAAAAAAAAAGCUCCUUUUUUAUUUUUUUUUAUUUUAAUUUAGCUAGACUGCCUUUCAGUGUGUGCGUGUGCACGAAGGAUGUCGGAGCCGAGCCGAGGCGUUCGCUGUGGAUCGCUGUGCAACCUCAUGGGACAGAUGUUCAGUCCCUUGAAAACCGGCUGCUCCCUACCGCCAUGGCUAAUUCCUCAGGAACCGGUGGAUCCAGUUUGAUCCAUCCCUCGUCUUGGUUCCUUCUUAGCGGCCUGGCAGGUCUUCCCUGUCCGUCGUUCCUGCUCUACGUGGGCUGGAGUCAGGUUCGUGUCCGACUUUCCCAGACAGAUAUUGUGUUUUCUGGAGUCGUCCAGGGAGGGCUUCUGGGGUCCGGGAAGAUGCGCGCCGUAACUUUUCCAUGCUUGACCUUCCUGAUUGCUUUGGGAAACCCCUGAAGAAACACUUUGUCUUUAUUUUAAAGGAAGCUGGAAGACGGUCUGCCAUCUUCCGACUGAUAUCACCAAGUCGUUCUGCCCAGGAGGCCACUUGAGUCGCUGCAUUGCUGCUGUGGAAAUGGAGGCACCCAAUGGCUACUCUGCUAGUAAUGGCCAGUGCUCUCCGAGUAAGGAGAAGUCAAGAAUGUCAACACAGAACUGCCAAAACGAUCCGUAUGUUCGGAGUUCGCCAAGUGAAGUGCCUGAAAAGCAGAUCAAGCAAGAAGAAGACACACACGAGGAGGCUGAUAACAGAAGCCCAGCGCAUGAGGACCAAACAGGAGAAGAAAGGACAUCUGUUGGGGAAUCCAUCGGUGGGAGCCCAAACAAUGCAGCGGACAGUAUGUCUGGACAAAGUAUGACCUCGGAGGCACUCAAUCGACAACCAAACGGUGACCGGCCUUUCCAGUGCAACCAGUGUGGCGUCUCCUUCACUCAGAAGGGGAACCUGCUGCGACACAUCAAGUUGCACACGGGCGAAAAACCCUUCAAAUGUCCCUUCUGCAAUUACGCCUGCCGCCGCCGUGACGCUCUCACGGGUCAUCUUCGCACUCAUGCUGUUGGCAAACCACACAAGUGUAAUUACUGUGGGCGGAGCUACAAACAGCGCAGCUCGCUGGAGGAGCAUAAGGAACGCUGCCAUGGUUACCUGCAGAGCAUCGGCUUGGAGCCGGCCACCAACACCAGUUCUUACGCAGGUGACGUUCCUAAAGAUCCGAGACCCAUGACAACGUUUGAUCGGCCUCUUGUUAUUGAAAGACUGCACAGUAAUGUUGGGAAGAGGAAGAGCACCACACCCCAGAAGUUUGUGGGUGAAAAGAUGGUGCGCUACAGCUACCCUGAAAUGGGCUAUGAGAUGGGCCUCAAGUUUGAGAAGCAGGCCGAGCUGAUGUCAGCCCACAUGAUGGACCAGGCUAUGAGUAAUGCCAUCACUUACCUGGGAUCGGACACACUUCGGCCCAUUAUCCAACACCCAGGCCACCCUCUGUCCAUGACCGAGGUCCUGCCUAUGGUCAACCCGCUCUACCAUCACGUUCUGCCAGUUGGUAAUCGAGCUGAGCAUACAGGAAACACUGACUCACUGCCACCCCAGCCUCCUUUACUUUCUGAGUUCCCCAGCCACACCAUCUCCAACGGGCCCGUUGCCCGACCAGUGAGACCGACCCAAUCGCGGAAAGAGGAAUCGCCGAGUAACAGUGGAGGAGACUCGCCCGACUCGGCUCGGAGCAGCACCCACGAGCGGCAUGCCAACCUUGCUGGCAAUCUCCCGCCAAUCCAAAGGUCUCGCUCGAGUCCCGUGGCUUAUUCAGGCGAUCACGCGACAGAGGUGUCGCCCAGAAGCGGGUCGGGAAUCGGGAGUGGGGUAUUGCGGGAAUCCACAGAGAGGCUGGCGAGUCAGGAAGCGAUGCGGGUGUUUGGACGAGACGGCCGGGUGUUGCAAGCCUUCCACUGUGACCAUUGCCAAGUGCUCUUCUUGGACCAUGUCAUGUACACCAUCCACAUGGGUUGCCAUGGAUACAGGGAUCCACUGGAGUGUAACAUCUGUGGUCACAACAGCAAAGACCGCUAUGAGUUCUCAUCACAUAUCGUCCGUGAUUUGAACAAAAAACAACAUGAAAUGGCGGAACCCUGCGGUGCAGAAUAUGUCUAUUUUUUAAAGACAGGGUGUAUUUAUAUAUAAAUAUAUUUUACUGUCUUGCGUGUUCAGUAAAAAAAAAAAAAAAAGAAGUCCGACAUAUUGUUGUAAUAAAAAUAUUUAAACUACCAAACUGUUUCUGACGAAUUCAUCAGUUUCUUUGGCAAGAGAAAAAAAAAUCAACACUGAAAUAUAUCAUUAUAUUUUGUUACAUUCUAGUAUAAUUACAAUAAAUGCACAUAAAUAAUCUCAAUUAUACGUGAUUAUGUGUACACAAAAUGUUCCAUCAAAUUGAACGUUGAAAAGAUACAUUUUUGAAAUAAAAACUCUAAUAAUUAAGCCCAGGACAUCUAUUUACCAUUUAAAUAUUUCUAAUAAAUCAGUAUUUUUAAUUCAGGUGUCCUUAGACUAUAAUGUAGUGUCCAUAGUAAGAUAUAUAAGGUUGAGUAUGUCCAACUAACUCAUAGAAGUAUGAUAGUAAUGAGUAACAUGUGACUGUAAUCUAAAAUAUUGGAAAUAUAUUUUUAUGUACUAUACAUAUAGCUAUUGAUCCAUUUAAUCAACUAGAGUGCUCUA
Messenger RNA from Nerophis lumbriciformis (worm pipefish), 2745 nucleotides. It is a transcript of the gene ikzf2, whose product is annotated as IKAROS family zinc finger 2. The record is from RefSeq and is a predicted model, not a curated record. Lineage: Eukaryota; Metazoa; Chordata; Actinopteri; Syngnathiformes; Syngnathidae. Gene Ontology annotation, molecular function: RNA polymerase II cis-regulatory region sequence-specific DNA binding; DNA-binding transcription factor activity. Gene Ontology annotation, biological process: regulation of transcription by RNA polymerase II.